UUGUUAGAUCUCUGGGACAUGACCUUGUGUCAGCUAGCAAAGGGGAAAAAAGAUUUGUUUGGAUUAUUCUAUAAACCCUUUUCACUGUGAGUACCUAUUGUUUCCUUAGCCAUCUGCAGAUUAGUUUUCUGGAUACCACAAACUGGAUACCACAGUCUUUGUUUAAGGAUCUGGAGGCCCUCCAGGCAUGGCCAGACACUCUGUCUUGUAUUUUAUCCUGCUGAGUGCUCUGAUUGACAAGAGCCAAGCCUGUUUCUGUGAUCAUUACCCAUGGACUCAGUGGUCCAGCUGCUCAAAAACCUGCAAUUCUGGAACCCAGACCAGAGAGAGACGGAUUGUUACAGAUAAGUACUAUUUUGAAAACUUUUGUGGCCAGCUUUGUACCAAGCAGGAGUCCAGAGAGUGUAACUGGCAAACUUGCCCUAUCAAUUGCCGCCUGGGAGAUUAUGGACCCUGGUCAGACUGCGACCCUUGUGUUCAAAAACGGUUCAAGGUUAGGUCCAUCUUGCGCCCCAGUCAGUUUGGAGGACAACCAUGUACGGAGCCUCUCAUGACCUUUCAGCCAUGCACUCCAUCCAAGCUCUGCAAAAUUGAGGAGAUUGACUGCAAGAAUAAAUUCCGCUGUGACAGUGGUCGCUGCAUUGCCAGCAAGUUGGAAUGCAAUGGAGAAAAUGAUUGUGGAGACAAUUCAGAUGAAAGGAAUUGUGGGAGAAAAAAAACAGUAUGUUCACGGAGCCAUGAUCCCAUUCCUAGUGUACAGUUGAUGGGCAUGGGGUUUCAUUUCCUGGCAGGAGAGCCCAGAGGAGAAGUCCUUGAUAACUCUUUCACCGGAGGAGUGUGUAGAACUGUCAAAAGCAGUAGAGCAAGUAAUCCAUACCGUGUUCCGGCCAAUCUAGAAAAUGUCAACUUCGAGGUGCAAACUAAAGAAGAUGAUUUGGAAACAGCUUUCUAUGACGAUUUAAUUUCUCUUGAAGAUAAUAAAGAUCAAGAAGUCUUAGGUUCUGGCCUAGCAACGAGCUCUUAUCAUGUACCAAUUUUCUAUUCCUCAAAGAGAAGUCAAAGCAGCUCCCAUUCUUCUGCCUUCAAACAAGCCAUUCAAGCCUCCCACAAAAAGGCUUCCAGUUUUAUUAGGAUCCAUAAAGUCAUAAAAGUCUUAAACUUCACAAUGAAAACUAAAGAUCUGCAGCUUUCUGAUGUCUUCUUGAAAGCACUUAACCAUCUGCCUCUAGAAUACAACUCUGCUCUAUACAGCCGGAUCUUUGAUGACUUCGGGACUCACUAUUUCACCUCUGGCUCCCUGGGAGGCGUGUACGACCUCCUCUAUCAGUUUAGCAAGGAGGAACUAAAGAACUCAGGUUUAACAAAGGAAGAAGCCAAAAACUGCAUCCGGAUUGAAACAAAGAAACGCUUCCUUUUUGUUAAAAAAACAAAAGUGGAACACCGGUGCACCACUAACAAACUGUCAGAGAAAUACGAAGGUUCCUUUAUGCAGGGAUCAGAGAAAUCCAUAUCGCUGGUUCAAGGUGGGAGGAGUGCGUAUGCGGCGGCUUUGGCUUGGGAGAAAGGGAGCUCGGUUCCGGAAGAGAGGGUAUUUUCUGACUGGUUAGAAUCAGUGAAGGAAAAUCCUUCUGUGAUCGACUUUGCGCUUGCUCCCAUCACGGACCUGGUCAGAAACAUCCCCUGUGCAGUGACAAGACGGAACAACCUCAGGAGAGCUUUUCAAGAGUAUGCAGCCAAGUUUGACCCUUGCCAGUGUGCUCGAUGCCCUAACAAUGGCCGCCCCGUGCUCUCAGGGACCGAAUGUCUGUGUGUUUGCCAGAGCGGCACCUAUGGCGAGAACUGUGAGAGACGGUCCCCGGAUUACAAAUCUAAUGCUGUGGACGGGAACUGGGGCUGCUGGUCCUCCUGGAGCUCGUGUGAUGCUACUUAUAGGAGAUCGAGAACUCGCGAAUGCAACAACCCUGCCCCUCAGCAAGGAGGAAAACGCUGUGAGGGGGAGAGGCGGCAAGAGGAGCACUGCACGUUCUCCAUAAUGCAGAACGAUGGACAACCAUGCAUCAGUGAUGAUGAGGACAUGAAAGAAACUGAUCUCCCUGAAUUAGAAUCAGAUUCAGGGUGUCCUCAACCAGCCCCUCCAGAAAAUGGAUUUAUUCGGAAUGAAAAGAAACAGUACUCAGUUGGAGAAGAAGUUGAAAUUUUAUGCUUUACUGGAUUCAAAGCUGUUGGAUACCAGUACUUCAGAUGCUUACCAGACAGGAGCUGGAGGCAAGGAGACGUGGAAUGCCAACGGACAGAGUGCCUCAAGCCAAUAGUGCCAGAAGGACUGACGCUGUCACCAUUUCAGACAUUAUAUAAAAUUGGUGACUCCAUUAAGCUAACCUGUCCCAGAGGUUUGGUUGUCAAUGGGCCAUCGAGGUACACAUGCAGUGGGGAUUCCUGGACACCACCCAUUUCGGACUCACUCAGCUGUGAAAAAGAUGUCCUGACAGGCUUAAGGGGUCACUGUCAACCAGGACAAAAACAGUUGGGAUCUGAAUGCAUUUGCAUGUCUCCAGAAGAAGACUGUGGCCAUUAUUCAGAAGAAAUCUGUGUGCUUGAUACAACAUCCAGCCAUCACUUUACUUCCUCUGCUUGUACGCUUUUGGCUGAGAAAUGUUUAAAUAAUCAGCAACUCCAUUUUCUACAUACUGGUUCAUGCGAAGAGGGUCCACAGUUAAAAUGGGGCCUGGAAAGGAUAAAACUUUCAUCCAGUAGCACAAAGAAUGAAUCCUGUGACUAUGACACCUGCUAUGACUGGGAAAAAUGUUCAGCCACCACCUCCAAGUGUGUCUGCCUGUUACCCUCCCAGUGCACCAAGGGCAGAGACCAACUCUUCUGCGUCCGAAUAGGAUCAUCAGUGAGCGGGAAAACAAUGAACAUAUGUGAAGUGGGAGCUGUAAAAUGUGCCAAAAGGGAAAUGGAAAUACUGCAUUCUGGGAGGUGUUAGCCCUAACACAAUUACCCAUAAAACAGAGUUACUGCCCCCCACCCAAUAACCCCUACAAAAGGACACUGUUGAAUAAACAGCAGACUGGCACAUUCAGGAGUUACUGACAAAAAUCCUUAGGUGUUAGUUUCACACAAUAAUUCUCCCUGCCUCUCUCGUGUCUUUUCCCUGGACCAGUUCCCAUCCAUGCAGCUCUGUAGCAUAUCUCUAGGUAAUAACUUCCACAUCAAUCUAGUAAAUUCUUCAGUUCAUGUCACACUGAAAUGAUUGGACUUCUGACGACCUUAUGAUGCCUGCGGUAUUAAGCAUACUGACAAGUAGAAAUCAGAAUAAGAACCAUAAUUUUCUUCAAUGAAUCAAUAAACAUAGAAAUCUAAA
Bubalus bubalis (water buffalo) is the source of this 3364-nucleotide messenger RNA. It is a transcript of the gene C6, whose product is annotated as complement C6. The coding region runs from base 188 to 2986 and encodes 932 amino acids. The record is from RefSeq and is a predicted model, not a curated record. Gene Ontology annotation, biological process: immune response. The transcript has 18 exons. Gene Ontology annotation, molecular function: protein binding. NCBI's taxonomy places the organism in Eukaryota, Metazoa, Chordata, Mammalia, Artiodactyla, Bovidae. Gene Ontology annotation, cellular component: membrane attack complex.